Messenger RNA from Rhizopus microsporus ATCC 52813, 3060 nucleotides. RefSeq names its product LAG1-DNAbind-domain-containing protein. Gene Ontology annotation, biological process: regulation of transcription by RNA polymerase II. The record is from RefSeq and is a predicted model, not a curated record. Gene Ontology annotation, molecular function: DNA-binding transcription activator activity, RNA polymerase II-specific; RNA polymerase II cis-regulatory region sequence-specific DNA binding. The transcript has 5 exons. Lineage: Eukaryota; Fungi; Mucoromycota; Mucoromycetes; Mucorales; Rhizopodaceae. The coding region runs from base 1 to 3060 and encodes 1019 amino acids. Gene Ontology annotation, cellular component: nucleus.
AUGCCUAUAAUGACUGGGAUCCCUCCACAACAUGAUAUCAUGAAGUAUGAUAUAUUUCAUAAACCUUCUCCUGAAACUUCUUCAAGCAGCCGUAAACGUAAACAAGAAACUCAAUACCCUUCUAUGGACACUCAUCUACUUAAUAUCUCUUUUUCCCAAUACCCGGGAAUUUAUGCCGAGUCCUUUCAGUAUGAACGUCAAUCUGAGGAUCUGAAAGCAUCUAUUGUCACCAGUACCUCUUCCUCUUCUACCAGUUCAUCUUUUAUGCAAUCUAGUCCUGCUUCUUUUGAUCUCCCUCUUGAACCUUUGGUGACCAGGACUCCGCAGUUUCAAGCAUUUUUGCCCAAUAACCCAGAAGGGAGUCAUAAUGAGGGCGUGGGAGAAAAUAACAAUCUGACAGACAUCAUGGUAGACUUUGAUACGCUUGCUCAACCCAAUACUUUUCAGCGCAUUGUUCAAAGACCUAACCUGCAACUUACUGACUUGAAUGUUCUUCACCAACGUCACCAGCAACAGCUCAUUCAGUCGUGGGACAACACAUCGUCACCAAUGCACUCUCCUUCUUCUCGUUAUUCACCAGGCACGCCAGGCUUUUUCACACCAGGCUUUCUCGAAUCGCUCCAAGAAGAUGAAGUCUAUGAUCACAGAAUAGGCAUCGACUGGAACACAAACACUCCUCCUCAUCCUUCUAAUGAAUCUAUGGAAUAUAACGCCAUGAUAUCACCAGAAAAGAGCUUGGUCGCACAAAGUGGAGAAGGUGUCACCUUCUUUACUUCAUCAUCUCCAACUGAUCAUGCAUUGCUUGGAAAAGAAAAAACAGCAAACCGUCGAGCAUGCAUGGGCGCACCCAACAGCCGUAUGCUUCAAUUAUCAGCCAAUGCAGCCAGAAUUAAGCCCUUGGUGCAGACGUACUUGGCCAAUUCAGUCAGUCAAGAAGCAGCCACACGUUUAGGCGAAAAGACAGUAAUCAUUCUCACCAGCAAAGUGGCUCAGAAGAGUUAUGGGACUGAAAAAAGAUUUCUAUGUCCUCCACCCACGACUAUUCUUGUUGGCACCGGCUGGUGGACAGCCAAGGAUAAGGCGGAUAGCAUGGGCAAUGAGGUUCUUCGCGUGUCUGGCCUGGAUAAGGACAUCAUCCUUGCUCCCCCUAAACUCACUGUUUCCAUUUCUGGCGAAACAUCCACUCAAGCAGGGCAGAUUGAAUGGUACACUGUUUCUGGUGCGACGGUUGGACAAACCGGACAGAUCAAAUCAACGUCGUCUCAAGGCAAAGAAAACUCGAGCCGUUUCAGAAGCUCAGAAUCUCGUCAUCCUCCUGUGGACAUGUAUCAUAACCACCAACAGGAACCUCUCGCAGCCGGCAAAUGCGUAUCGAAACAUUUAUACAUCAAUGACGCCGAUGAGAAACGUAAGCGUGUUGAAUGCCUCGCUCGACUUCAGCUCGCGAAUGGUCUUCAAUUGGGCACACUCGCCAGCAAGGCCAUCAAGGUGAUCAGCAAGCCCAGCAAGAAGCGACAGAGUGUGAAAAAUAUGGAACUGUGUAUUCAUCAUGGCACGACUGUCUCCUUGUUUAAUCGUAUUCGUUCUCAAACUGUGUCUACGAAAUACCUAGGCGUCUCAACUAGCGAAGGCACACCUCUUGCCUUCCCCGGACUCUCUCUUCAAGCGAAUACGUCGUCAGAUGGUACUUGCUUUGUCGCUCGCACAACCAGCUGGGAUCCCUUCAUCGUCUGGAUUGUUGACACAUCACGAUCGCCUGGAGAACCUGUUGAAGAAAGUGAUACGCCUGAAGAUUAUAUCGGACCCAAUGUUCUCAGUCGAAGCACGCCUUAUCCACCCCCACCUGCAAUUGCUCUCAAGAACAAAACAAGUCAGUUGAUUCCGAUCCAUUACAACCAGCACAUUGUCCUCCAGUGCCUGACGACCGGCCUGGUCAGUCCUGUGAUGGUCAUCCGCAAGGUGGACCGCGCAUCGACCGUCGUUGGCGGUGCGAGAUGUACAGACGACCUGACGGGUGGCGGUGGUGAAUUUGGAGAUGAAGUCUUGGGUGACCCUGUGUCCCAGUUACACAAGAUUGCUCUUCAGAUCGUACAGGACCCUUCAAGCGCUCAGCAGCAAUCACUGCAAGAUAUGAUGAUGCCCCGAACUUCUCAGCCUGUGACUUACUUGGCUUGUUUAAAUGAUAUGGUCGGCAUGCACAAGACAACCGAAGGCCGAAAACCAGUGACUGGCAGUGUAACCAAACCUCUGAACAGUCAAGCUUGGGAUGAAAGCUUUUCGAACGACCUGUUUGAUAUCACUUCUCAAGAAGGCGGUAAAAUAAUCAGAAAGCGACGCGUGUCGACCGAUGUGCAGAUGGCAAGGCCUCCUGAGAAGCUCAUGUCGUCCAUGUCCCUCUCUGAUCAUUUACCCACCUCAUCUGAAUUACUUCGCCACCAAGAGUUUCCUCAUCGACGCCGUGUGAAUAGCUUAAAUGAUGAACUGUACUAUACAAGUAUCCCUCAACACAUGUUUCAACAACAGCCACAAAGCUCAUUGAAUGAAGCUUCGCGUAAAUCAAGUAUUAGUAGUAAUGGUAGUUCAUCCACUACCACCACCACCACGACUGCCAGACGAUCUUCUGUCGCCAGUACAGCGGGUAACAAUCUCAAUAACCUAGGCGCUUAUUGGAGCGAAGACGUUUCUGAUGCAGCUGUAUGGACCAUUGUAGGCACAGAUUGUGCUACUUACACAUUUUGGUCUCCCUCCUUGGAUGACCCUUCCUCCUCACUAUCGACCAACUCAUUCCCUUCACUCUCGCACUUUUUCACAAGUACAAACAAAUCUGAUCAGGAACGGUUCCUGACGAUGCAUGGUGAAAACUUUUCAAGAGACCUUCAAGUAUGGUUUGGUGACGUGAAGGCAGCUCAGACAGAGUACAGAAGUAGAGAGCUGAUCAUUUGUAAAGUACCUUCAAGACAGGAGUUACUAGAGACCAAAGAGUUGUAUGGUAAUAUACCUAUCUUGCUAGUACGAGGAGAUAGCACAAUUUGUAAAACUGGUAAAUAUUACCCAUUGUAA